Molecule: messenger RNA, 975 nt
Organism: Fonsecaea erecta
Lineage: Eukaryota; Fungi; Ascomycota; Eurotiomycetes; Chaetothyriales; Herpotrichiellaceae
Exons: 2
Coding region: 1-975 (324 amino acids)
Biological process (GO): succinate transport; transmembrane transport; fumarate transport
Source: RefSeq, a predicted model, not a curated record
AUGUCCGCCAAAAGCGUCAAAGGUGAAGGCGGCAAGAAGCCGGCCAGCGCCGCCACCAACCUGAUCGCCGGCGGCGGCGCAGGCAUGAUGGAAGCUUUGGUGUGCCACCCCCUCGACACGAUCAAAGUGCGAAUGCAACUGUCCAGACGAGGGAGGACCCCAGGGACGAAGAAACGGGGGUUUUUAAUGACCGGGAGGGACAUCGUCAAGCGGGAAACGGUCUUUGGUCUAUAUAAGGGUUUAGGCGCCGUUCUCACGGGUAUCGUCCCUAAGAUGGCCAUCCGGUUCACCUCGUACGAGUGGUACAAGCAGCUACUGGCCGAUUCAGACGGCAAAGUGAGCUCGCGCGCGACAUUCCUAGCUGGAUUGGCGGCCGGGGUCACGGAAGCAGUCGCGGUGGUGACGCCCAUGGAGGUGGUCAAGAUCCGCAUGCAGGCCCAAUACCACAGUCUCUCCGACCCGCUCGAUGUUCCCAAAUACCGAAGCGCGCCUCACGCCCUCAUGACCGUCAUCCGCGAAGAAGGCAUCGGCGCCCUCUACCGCGGCGUCUCCCUCACUGCGCUGCGCCAAGGCACGAACCAAGCCGUCAACUUCACCGUCUACACUGAAUUGAAAGAGAUGUUGCAAAGGUGGCAGCCAGAAUACGACAACAAGAACCUGCCCGGCUAUCAGACCACCGUCAUCGGGCUGAUAUCUGGCGCCAUGGGUCCCUUCUCCAACGCUCCGAUCGACACGAUCAAGACCCGACUGCAAAAGACCCCGGCGGAGCCCGGGCAGACGGCCCUAUCACGAAUCAUGAAGAUAUCCAACGACAUGUUCAAGCAGGAAGGCCCCAAGGCGUUCUACAAGGGCAUCACGCCCCGAGUGAUGCGUGUGGCCCCGGGACAAGCGGUGACAUUUACCGUCUACGAAUACUUGAAGGGCGCUCUCGAACGAAGUAAUCUCUUGUUUGUGGGAGGCAAGUACGAGGAAUGA